AUACAUUCCUUGAAGAAAAUGUUUUUAGAAUCAAUGGAUUUUUUGUUUAUGAUUGUUUCCUUAAAACUGUCAGUUACCUUUAAACGGCACAAAAACUUAAGCAAAACUCUGACUGAAUGUUAUUGGUUUUCAGACAGAGAGAGUUAAAGCAGAAAACAUACGGUACAUAUCCACAGAAACAACGGAGCUAUUUUUUUUAUUCAUGGAGUCAUAUCUCUCAAUGCUCGGUGACAAAAGUUUGUUUAUUACCAAAGUCUGCACAACGUUGCUUUUGACCUCGGAACUCUUUUAAUUAUACCGGAUUUCUGUUAUUAUCUGAAAGGUAGAUAAGGAAGAGUGUGAAAUAAGGAAGGCAGACAAAUUGAGGAAGAGUCUCAGAUCCAUAUACAGAGAGUACAAUGAUAGAUUGAAUGCUAGACAGAUAUUAUGUGAUGAAAUGGAGUGAAAUUUAUUAUUAUUUAUUAUUUAUUUAUUACUUACAUUCAGUAGAGUACGUGGAUGUGUGGCCACAAUACAUUGACUAAACAGUUUAUAUUACAAAGUUAAUAUCAUAAACAUUUCAAAAUGUGUUACUUCGACAACAACGUUUCUGUUACAAAAAUGAAUAUAAUGGGGAUUUCUAAGAAAACAGCAUGUCACAGGGGGUCAGAGAAUGACAGCAGCAAAGUUUCACACCUAUGCAAAGUGUAACAGCCUGGAACCAGUUAGCGAAGAUCAAGAAGUUUCCAUAGCAACAUUUGGUGAGUCAGUGUAUAUAAACGGUGAAAUGUUGAACACGUUCUCUGAUGGAAUAGUGGUGGAUAACCUUCAAGUGCCGAACUCAUCAUCAAUGUCAUUUGACCAAAACCAUGAUACUAAUGGAAUGGAGAAGCCACCUACAACAGCGACAAUCAAAGUUCCUGAAAAGAACACAGUUCCUGAAAAGAACAAUCAUGUAAACAAUAACAAUAAAAGAUUUAGUAAAGGAUAUCUGUUUAAAAAGUCCUCAAAGAAAGACAGUUCCUUUGGACUGGAGGCACUAAUGAAAGGAGAAUCAAUGGAGAUGAAGAGGAAAAGGCUGCGGUCAGCAAGCAAGAUGUCGUCCCUGUUCGAUGAAUUCUCACUCUCCAAAAUAAGGUCCAACUUCAAAGAGCUGGAGAUAGAGGAGAUGUACCAAGAGUACUGCCUAUGUAUGAGACGCUCCCUGGUCCUCAUACUGCUACUGAUAAGCCUUCUGGCUUUCCUGGCAAUUUUUAUACUCCACAUUGUGGAAAACAAGGUGAAGGUUGGAGACAAGUUUGAGCCUGCCUUCUUCAUCCUGCUGGCAGGGAUGGUCAUCCAAGUGGGUAUAACGUCCCUCAUAGUUGUACCGAAAAUGUUCAAGAAGGCUCCAAAAUUACUGUCCCUAGCCGUAUGGCUCAACAUGACUGCGGUUAUCUCUGCAUACUCGGCUUUGAUUCCCAGUAGUGCAGCCAGUGACGAUCUGCCUGCGGUGUUUUACAUAAUAAUAGUGCUAUACAUGAUGCUGCCUUUACCAAAACUCUGGUCUGUGCUCCUGGGACUGUUGAACAUGUUGAUACAACUAGUGAUGGCUGGCUGGACUAGUGAGUUGCAGCGGGAAAACUUGUCUUACCAGCUGUGCUCCAAUGCAGUGCUUCUCCUGUGUGCCAACAUGAUUGGGUUCUAUCACAAGUACCUGACAGACAUCACACACAGACACACAUUCCUGGAGGCACGCAAGUCCAUCAAGUCCAUGGUGGAGUUAGAACAGGAAAAGAAAGAGCAGGAAGAAUUAUUGACAAGCUGUAUUCCUAAGGAUCUGAUGGAAGCAAUGAAGGAAGACCUGACGAAGAAGAUGAUGAGCAAGGUUCCCCGUAUCAUGCCCUUCCAUGACCUCUACGUGAAACACCAUGAAAAUGUCAGUAUACUUUAUGCUGACAUUGUGAACUUCACCCCGUUGGCUGCAGAAUGCACAGCUCCCGAGCUGGUGAAAAUGCUCAAUGAACUCUUCGGAAGAUUUGACCAGUUAGCAGAAAAGAACAACUGCAUGCGUAUAAAAAUUCUGGGAGACUGCUAUUACUGUGUGUCGGGACUACCGACGCCGACAGAGAAACAUGCCAGCAACUGUGUGAAAAUGGGCCUCAGAAUGAUAGAAGCUAUAAGGAAUGUGCGGGAGGCGACCUGUGUGGAGGUGGACAUGCGUAUCGGGGUCCACUCAGGCACUGUGCUGUGUGGGGUGUUGGGGCUCAAGAAGUGGCAGUUUGACGUCUGGUCCGAUGAUGUUACCAUUGCCAACCACAUGGAAUCAGGCGGUCUGCCCGGGCGAGUUCACAUCUCCAAGGCGACCCUGGACUGCCUGGACGGGGAUUUUCGGGUGAUCCCUGGUGACGGUGGCAAGCGUGAUUCCCUGCUCAACGAGCGCAACAUACAAACCUACCUGAUCCUGCCAGAGGAAAAGAAAAUGGAAAUGAGACCAAUAAGGUCGCGAUUCCAUACCAACACACGUGCGUCCGUCCGUGUGUCCCAGUACCUGGAGAGCUGGGGUAUCGACAAGCCGUUCUCCAACCUGCAAGUGAGCAACAUGGCCACCAAACUGCUCAGCGUCACAAACAAACGCCAGAAACGUGACCUUAUGCCAAUUUAUGAGUCAGAAGAUAGUCUGGCCUUCCUGGAUUCAUCUUUGGCUGUGAAUCCUCCGACCAACACCAAUACCAAUAGAGAGAGUUGCAUCAGCAAUAGUUCCUUGAAUAGCAGUCAUCAGAAGGCGUUGACCUUGUCCAAGCAUUUCAACUCUGAGGUCAACAGGACCCUGGCAAAGAAAUCACAAGACCUCGGACUUACAAGUUGCUGGUCUACUGGUCGUGGUGAGUUCCAGUCCUCCAUGUUGCUGUUCAAGGACAUCGACGUGGAGCAGGACUAUAUCAGACGUGUCGACCCCUCCUUCAAGUUCUGUGCUCUAUGUGCGGCAAUUCUGUUCAACUGUGUGGGAAUAGUACAGCUUCUCAUGAUGCCCAUAGCAACAUCUAUGAUUGUGUGGUUUGGCGUCGGAGAAGUAUUCUACCUAAUAAUGAUCUGCAUGUGCUUUGCUCACAAAUUUAUUAGCCUAUCCCCAGCCACCCAAGUGAAGAUAACCAGCCCUCUAAAACGAACAUCAGACUUCAUUGUGGACAAGCACUGGUUACGAACUCUACUGGCGUUCUGUUGCGUCUUGUUCACUGCAGUCAUGACCUGCAUUGGCCUGGCUGACUGUGAGACUGGAACUCUGCAAGUGAACGAGACCAAUAUCACCGAGGCUGCUUUGCUAAAGAGCUCAUGCUCAUACCCAAUGUAUACGGUGGUGUGUGGCCUGUGUGUGUUACUGUGCAAUGUGAUCUUCUUGAACGUGGCAUUCUUCAUCAAACUCUCUAUGGCACUGACAGUGUUCAUUGUGUACAACGUGAUAUUUAACGCUGGAACCACCACCAUCUUGCCACCAUCUUACGGCUUAACAAGGUUUUUUUACUCUAUGAGCCUUGGUGAGGAGGCGUCGUUCUAUCUAACCAUUUUGCUGGUCACGAUCAUCGUUCUUGAUAGACAGGUGGAGAGCACCAACCGCCUGGACUUCAUCUGGCGGCGCCAGUGUCAGCUGGAGGAAGAAGAGGUCAAGACCACAGCUGCCCUCAACAAGAUGCUCCUCGAGAACAUCCUGCCUGCACAUGUAGCUGCUUACUUCCUUGGAAACACAAAAAAGGAUUUGUACAGUGAGUCCUACAACUACGUAGCAGUGAUGUUUGCAUCCAUUCCAAACUUCAAGGAGUUCUACCAACAGAACAGUGCCAACAAGAAUGGACUAGAGUGUAUACGACUUCUCAAUGAGAUUAUUGCAGACUUUGAUCAACUGCUGACGCGGUCCCAGUUCCGCAGUGUUGAGAAGAUCAAGACGAUCGGCAGCACGUACAUGGCUGCCACGGGUCUACAGCCUGGUCUUGAGACCUCCGAGGACCCAGAACAGGGGGAGGAGCAUGUGGUCACCAUGACGAACUUUGCCUUCGCCAUGAUCAAGUUCCUGGAUGAUAUCAACUAUAAUUCGUACAAUCAGUUUCAUCUGAGAAUCGGUAUCAACUAUGGUCCAGUGAUGGCUGGUGUGAUUGGAGCCAGGAAGCCUCAGUAUGACAUCUGGGGAGACACAGUCAAUGUAUCCAGCCGUAUGGACAGCUCUGGGGUCGAGGGAAAAAUACAGGUCCCUGAGGCAACUGCACAGAUUCUGAUGCGAAAGGGAUUUGCCUGGGAGUACAGGGGCAUUACCAAGGUGAAAGGGAAGCAACCCAUGACCACAUACUUCAUAACCUCCUCCUGUGAUAGAACUAUACUCUCUAGUGUUGUCUCCCUUGAUAGAAUUCAGAUUUUGAAUGAGAACAAUAGGAAGCAGUCUGACUUGGCAAUAGAGAGAAGACCAGUGCCCAGGUUUCAUCUUGGUUGUGAGGAGGAUGAAAUAAAGACCAGCAGCAAAUGUUGCGUGUCGAAUGAAAGUGCAUCACAGAAUCAGGAAAGAAUGGUUUCUCCUGAUGCAAAAAACUCUGUUGAGAAAGAGGUGGAAAGUGGUACAUCCAACUGUGUGAAUAACAAUGCUGGGAAUUGUGUAGAGUUAGGUAUGAUAUUAGAGAAUGUCUGCACAUGCCACAAAGAUCUUUUCACAGACAGAGUUGUUCACAAUGAAGACGUUUUGUAUUCUUUUGUUUGUGAUCAUAAACACUGUGAUAACACAGACUGCAAAAACCAGAAACCUGACAACUGCAUGUUACGGCAAGCUAGCCAUCUAACAGAACUGCCAGUCUCCAACGACGACGAUCAGGUGGUUGUUAUGCGGAAACAUAGUGAUGUGAACCUAUCUUGUUCGCCCAGUUUCAACUGCAAAAACCAGAAACCUGACAACUGCAUGUUACGGCAAGCAAGCCAUCUAACAGAACUGCCUGUCUCCAAUUACGAUGAUCAGGUGGUUGUUAUGCGGAAACAUAGUGAUGUGAACCUAUCUUGUUCGCCCAGUUUCAACAAAGACAGAUUUCUAAAGAAUAAGGAGUCAUUAAAGACUAAUACUCCUAUUAUUGGGAACAGUGAGGGUGGCAGUGCAAUAAAACAAUAAAACUCUUAAAAGUGAUGUGAACUUUACUAGUAUUACAGAAGAAAUCAAAAGCCCCAUAGUGAUCUGUUGAACUCUGACCUUCAGGUCACAGAUACAAGGUCAAGGUCAGAUAAACCACAUUCUGUCAGACGUGGAAAGAUGAGAACACAAUUGCUUUGUUUUGUGCGUGCAGCCAUUAUAAUGUGAUGUUGCAAAAGUAUUAAAUUUUAAGACCGGCUCAAUGAAAAUCAGGCCUAAUGCAUGCACUUAAGUUGUCUUCCCAGGCUCGGGCAAAUCAAGAACAACACCUUCCACUUUUAUGGUAUUUUUGUUUAAAGAAACUCUUUUCUUAGAGUAAAUCCAGAUAAGGCAGAAGUUGUUGCCACUGAUUAGCCUGCACAGAUUGCACAGGCUAAUCUGGGAUAAUACUUGAAGCACUUGCAUCAAGCACCAUUUUCCAAGAGCGUCACUCAUUUCUACUGUUGAAAAAGUUCAAAUAGUGUGUAAUCUAGUCCAUGUCUUAACAUUUAUAUUUGUCAUGGGAUAAAGAUGGUGGAGAUGUUUGUGUUGUCAAACCUUCCUUUAAUUCAAAAGAUCUUAAGUAUGGGUAAGGAUUGGUUUUCUUUUACAAAGUUUUUAUUUUCACUUCUAGCUCCUUGAAAAAUCAUUUACAAAUGAAAACUUAUGUGUUUUAAAUAUCGUUAAUGUCAAGUCUGAAGGCAGGAAUUCAUGUAACUUUGUCUUUUUUGUAAAUAGGUUUAUUUUUAAUUACAUGUACAAUCUGUCCAGUCAUCAUCAGAAAGUUGCACUAGUCACCUUGACUUCAUUUUUCGUUCCUACAAUGUCUAUACCAUCAUUGAUCACAAUAAUUGAAUCAAGUAACUCCUUUCAUGAAGAUACCUCAACAUUUUAUCCAGAACUGAUGGGCAAAAUGGGUUGUCCGACUUAAAAGAUCUAAAAUAUGAUUUUCCUAGACCUAGAAUGAAUAAGGUAAAGUUUUCUUCCAGAACAAAUCACUGUACCAUCCACAGCCCUGUGUUUCCCUUACACUUAAACCAUUUGGGAAUGAGUUGCAAAAUUUGUUUGAUGCAUAACGUUGGACACAUCUUUUGUACUUUUAUACACAAUCCUUAUUGUAGUGUUUAACCCUUUCCCCCAUAAGAAGCAAAGUGAAAAUGGUAAUGUGCAAACAGCAUAAAACCAGAACAGCCUGCAAGUAACUCGCAGUCUAUUCAGGUUUUAUGCUGUUUGCUGCUCAUCAGUAUCUAAGAGUUGGAAAUGAAGCCUUUAAAAUUUGAAUCUUAAGCAAGAAAGUUCUUAAAUUAAAUUCAUCUUUGUAAGGGACAACUAAUGGGUAAAAAUAUGUAUCUAAGUGGUAAAGGGUUAACAUAAACCUUGAUCGUGGAAAACUGGGCUUAGUCCAUGUGCAUAAAGUGUCGUCCCAGAUUAGCCUGUGCACUUUAAGCACACACAUUAAGCCCAGUUUUACUAGAACGCAGCUUAUAUGAGACACGAUCUGAAAACAGGGCUAAUAAUUGUGCAUUAAGUGUCAUCCCAGAUUAGCCUGUGCAGUCUGCACAGGCUAAUCAGGGACAACACUUUUCGCUUAUAUGGUAUUUUUCGUUUAAAGGAAGUCUCCUCUACACGAAAAUCCAGUUAAGGCGGAAAGUAUCAUCCCUGCUUAGCCUGAGCGGACUGCACAGACUAAUCUGGAACAACACUUUACGCACAUGCAUUAAGCCCAGUUUUUUCAGAAUGCGACUCGUAUAUAUGCAUUUGUUAAAUGAUGUCAUAAACCAAAAAACAAGUAAUGCAUAGCUUUCAAGUCCAAUAUUUAUCACAUCUUGCAUCAUACUGUGUAUGUGUUUUACAUACUUGUUCAAAAUUAGUCAAACCAGUCUGUGAUAUCAUCAGUUAAUUAGUCAAACCAGUCUGUGAUAACAUCAGUGUAAGAUGUUUCUCCUUUUAAUUGCAUUGUUUUGGAUACGUGUUUUAUUACCAAUUAUUAUCGGACCAGAUGUUUUGAUUGUUUUUAGAUAUUUUGUUUUCUUAACAAUCUUUUCAGACCAGAUAUCAUCAUUGUUGCCAUUGGAUGUGUUAUAAAAGUUGAGUAAAUUUAACUUAACACAAAUCCUGAAGUCUUUGUCCAGUGCAAUAAUUGUUCAACUAAUUCCUACCCCUGAUAUGCUUUAGUGUACCCUGUUGUAAGGAGGUCAUUGGAUUCCAAAUAUUACAAAUGUAUACUAAUAUUAAGAGAUUUUUCCAGGGUGCUGCACAAAGCAUCAAGGGUAAUGCCCUGGACAUUUUGUAUCAUUAAAAACUGGUAUUUUUUGGAAAAUACAAAUAGGGAACAGUAAAUGUACUGUACAAGUAAAUCAUGCACUUAAAUGAAGUAUAUGGAAAUAGUUUUAGGUUCUUUAUUUAUAAUGCACAUUACAGUAAUUGCUGGAGUUUUUUUAUGUUGUUAAAUGUUCAGAUUGAGCUUUCAUCAAGGAUUAUUCAGGCUAAGUAUGAACUAAUUCACACCAACAUUUUGACAACCAAUGUAAAGAAAUACAAGGUAGUUAGUGUUAACAUUCCUACAAACAUGUUGACAAUACAAAAUGAAAGAGUUGAGGUUUACAAUCAGUCUGAAAAAAUACUGUAGUCAAUGAGGCUUUUAAGUUGUAAAUAAGUUAACUUUAUUCUGAGUCAGAAGGAACCAAAAACAAUACGGUAAUGGUCCUAUUAUUAAGCAUGCAAGUUUUUGUUGGCAUUUGUUAUGAUAAAUGAUAUUUAUACUGCAUUUGUAUGCUAAGCGUACUUUGUAAGAAUACAAAAGUAAUACACAAAACUGGCUAAUAAAAGCCAUGAUUUCUCAUUGCGCUAUGUGCAUUGUGUACCCAUAGGCAACACCAGACGGUUGACUGUAUACGCAAUAUUUACCGGUACAUGUUUAUAUUUCUGAAGAUGUAAAAUGUUCUGGUUGGGUAUUAGUUUCGUAAUGUUUCUUUGAUGCUAAACAUUUCAUGCUUUGGACAAUUUUUUAACAGUUAUCAACAGGUUUUAGAUAUUUUAUGUUUUAAUAUAUUUGUUAAAUUUAUAUGUUAUAGUUUAAAUAAGCACAUAAUAGAAAUAUAUACAUUAACAACAGCUUCACUAUGGUAUUUGUGUUCAUUUUUAUUCACUUGUUUUUUUUCUUUUACAUUCCAAGCAUAACAUUUGUAAUGUUCACCUUUUUAUUAACGUUUUGCAUUUUUAUGAUUAGAUUUUAUUAAAUUUGUCUGAUUUUUUACCUCACUUUUUCAUAUGUUUCUGUUAUUCAUUUAUUUUGCGACUUCUACAAAGUACUGACUCCAAUCAACUCAUUCCCAGCAUUUUAUAAACCAUGCAAUAUGUUUGUUUAUUGUUCUGAUUUACAUGACAAUGUCCUGUUCAUAAAAUAAAGUCAUACAAAAUGUU
This is a messenger RNA of Dreissena polymorpha, 8518 nucleotides long. Its product is annotated as adenylate cyclase type 2-like. Gene Ontology annotation, biological process: adenylate cyclase-activating G protein-coupled receptor signaling pathway; intracellular signal transduction; cAMP biosynthetic process. Gene Ontology annotation, molecular function: adenylate cyclase activity. The coding region runs from base 653 to 5098 and encodes 1481 amino acids. The transcript has 25 exons. The record is from RefSeq and is a predicted model, not a curated record. NCBI's taxonomy places the organism in Eukaryota, Metazoa, Mollusca, Bivalvia, Myida, Dreissenidae.